This is a messenger RNA of Linum trigynum, 3848 nucleotides long. The record is from the annotation of a GenBank genome assembly. Lineage: Eukaryota; Viridiplantae; Streptophyta; Magnoliopsida; Malpighiales; Linaceae.
UUCCCCCCUUCAAUUUCUCACUUCUUUAUUCUUCUUCUUCUUCUUCUUCUUCGCCUGCUCCUACUGCUUCAUAUACUGCGAGAGAAAAAGACUGUUUCUUCCUCUCCAUCGAGAUUUUGAUUUUUCUCGGAAUCCAAACGCCAUCGUAAGCCUGGAAUCUUUCUCCCCGCCCACUUUCCUUCCCUUUUGUUCCUCCUUUUUUGCUGCUCCCCCACCCUUUCCUCUGUUUUUCCUAAAAACAGAGUGUGCUUACAGAGAGCUUUUUCGAUUCACUCGGGGAAGAAGAGGCUGGUUUCUGGAGAACAAUUUUUGAUUCGUUUGCUGGGUUUCACUUUCCUGAGAAAAAUCUCCUUUUUCCCUCUUUGUGAGUGAGUGAGAGAGUGAGUCUGUCAUUCAGUCCUUACCUCUCUCUCUCUCCGUUCCGCCCAUUCAAUCGCCAUUUCUCUGUGUCUGCUGCUCUCGACCCUUUUCCUCUUUGCCUUUUUUUUUUUUUUGGUUUGUUUGAACGAAGGGCACACCACGCUCUAGCUUUCUCCCUUCGAAGUUUAUCGUGCUUUAAUAGGGGAGUGCACGCUUUUGAAGAAAGUUUCACAAAUAUCCAUUAAUGGCUCAGAUGAUAUCUCCCCCUUUCAUACCUUCCCUUUGAAAACCCCUUUCUUCUUCUUCUUCAUCCCCUUUAUUCUCUCUCCCUCUUGUGCCUCCGCCUCGAAAGAAUCUCUCUCCCCUCUUUAUAUUUUGAUUUCUAGCCCUUUCACUCUUCUCAAAUGCCAAACUACUGAUACCCACAGAUUCGUGCAAACAAAAUUUGGGCAAAAAGAAAUGGAUACCAACGCCGGCGAUGUUCGUUCCACCGCGCCGGUCAAGUUCAGCGAGUACCGGAAUCGCACCAAGCUCGUCCGUUCUCCUUUCCCCGCCGACGACUCUGUCUCGUCGGAGACGAAGCCCACUCAAGUCGUCAGAAUAUCUGUUACCGACCCAGAUGCCACCGACUCGUCCAGUGACGAGGGAGAGACGGAGUUUUCCGGGCAGCGGCGGAGGGUGAAGAAAUUUGUCAGCGAGAUUACAGUGGAGUCCUCUUGCUCUGUUUCCGGCGCCGGUUCUUCGUACGACCCUGUUUGGGGGGCGAGGAGGAGAACCUCGAGGUCGAAGGCCGGGAGAUCGAAAUCUUCCACCGGUGGAGUAGAUUUGUCUGUGAGGCCGGCGGAGCCGGCGAAGAAGUUCAGAGGUGUCCGGCGGCGGCCGUGGGGGAAGUGGGCGGCGGAGAUAAGAGACCCGCUCAAGCGCGUGAGGCUCUGGUUAGGUACGUACGAUACAGCCGAAGAAGCCGCGAUGGUGUACGACAACGCGGCCGUCCAGCUGCGUGGACCCGACGCGCUCACCAACUUCCUCACCCCUCCUCCGCCUCCGGCCACCGCCACCACCACCGCUCCUACCUCCAGCUCAGAAUACAACUCCGCCGAGGAGUCGCGCAACGACAGCAAGCCCGCCGGCGGCGGCAGCCGCUCCCCCACUUCAACCCUCCGUUUUCCCUCUCCGUCGUCGCAAGAAGAGGCCGAAUCGCAGUCACAAUCACAGUCGCAGAGCACCACUUUCACGGCGGCGAAAGAGGAGUCCUCCGAGAUCUCCGAGUUCUCUUCCAUGGAGGCGCUCUUCGCCGACGAGGCCUACGAUUUCAAGAGCUCGAUGCGGGACAUCUUCGACGAGACCAAUCUGGCGGUGGAGGGCCUCCUGAGCCAGGAUUUCAUCGGCGGGGAGUUUUUCACCGGUGCGGUCGGGUCGGGCGACGAUUUUGGGAUCGGAUUCUCCAGCUGGAACCCGGACGAGUGCUUUCAAGACAUCGGCGAUCUUUUCGGGUCGGAUCCUAUGCUUUCCGUAUGAGAAGAGGACAGCAGCGAGUCUGAGCUCGUCGGACCAGACUUCAGCCUUUUUGUUGCCGGCAGAGUGUCACCGGCGGGAAGGGAAGAAAACAAAAUCCGACGAAGAAUCUUUGGGUUGUUAUGUUUCCGUUUUCUCUUUCCUUCCUUCCUAGUAUCAAUUUUGUCCCCUUUUUUCGUUCUUUUCUGUUUAAUAUUUUGUUUUUUUAUUUUGAAUGAAAGAUGUGAAUUGUUAUUAGCAGAAUAUAUUAUAUGAAUAUUAUUUAAUAUUUUGAAACUGAUGAAUGGAAAUGAAAAAAAUUGAGCCGUCUGUCACAGUAACGGUGACGGUCUAAGUUUGGGCUACGUGUUAUCAGGCCUUUUUUUUAUAGUUUUUACUGGGCUAGUAUUUGGAAGGGGCACGUGUUCUCGUCACGUGACCGCGACUAUUUUUGGAAAUAUAAUAAAAAGAUUAAUAACGCAUGAACGCUAAUUAAGAUAUAAAUAAUUAUUUUUGUAAAAAAGGAAAAGUGGACGGUGGGAUAGGGUGGUACAAAGGUACACGUGCUGAGAAUCGGACGGCUCAAAAAGGAGGGGAAUUUGAACGAAGGGGAGAAGGAACAACCUUGACUAGGAAGUUCAAAUAGAAGAGUCCCACUUUUCUCUUUCCGUGCUACAACAAGAGCAAAAGGCCAAGAAGAAACGUUUCGAUUAUAUCCAUUAUUUUGGAAAGUAGAUAUGUUUUUUUUAGGGCAUUUGCAUUGUAUUCCAAAUUAUGUGAAAAGGUCAAACUUGGAAUGACCUGGAUCAAGGAGUUACCUUGUUAAUAAAGUGACUCAAUAGUUGAGUUAUUAAAUUCUCUAUUUAGACGAGGGAUGUUUACAUUCCAUAACAGUUUAUAAGAGUAUCCGGUGUCUGAUUCAUUAAUACAAUGGUUGACAUGCGAAGAAAUCGACAUUUCACACAGACGAUAUCUCGCUUACAUAUCCAUCAUUUACCCACCUCUGAUGGAUUACAUAAAUGGAUCCCUUGUGUCGGUCUGUUACUAAAGGGAAUGUCAUAUUAUAAAAUAAGGACGCUAAAGUUGUGUAACUAUAUUAUAAUAGUCAAACCGAUAUUUUUCAUCCACUGCACACAAGAAUAACAAUAUCUUCAAUAAAAAAACAUUCGAAACGAAGAUUUAUAAAUUAGGAAACAGUGAAUUAUUUAUAUUUGUUUGGCUUCUUAUAAAUGAAAAUUAUGUUGUAAAUUUCUUUGUCCUAUUAAGAGGAGGGGUCCAAAGAGAACUAAUAUGUAUUUAAGCCGAUACUAGUUGGAGUACAAUUUGAGAAAGCAGAGGUCAAAUGUUACACAUUAUUGUCAAUUGUCACUUAACUUGUUUGGCAAACAACAAAUGGAAACGACAGUAGAAAAUUUAGAGGUGUAUGUUGGAUUUUAUUAUGGGAUGAAAUCUAUGGGCAGUCCAGAUAGAUAUCUUGCAUUUUACAUCACAAAAGUUUCCAUCAGAUUUAUAAUCCACCACAACAACUGUCGGAUUUUAGGUUAAGAUUGAUAAAUUUCAUUCAUUGAAGAUGUGAAUGAGAUUUUGUAAAUAAUUGUAUAUAUUUAUAAUUGAAUUUCUCCUAACAGUUUGAUUAUUGGGAUCAAUUGGUUAUUUAUUACAUAGUAAUCGAGUCUUUGAUGAUCGAGAAUUUGUAUGUGAACCUCGACGAUCUUUAAUUUCGUACACAUGAUAUUCAUACAUGUGCAAAUUUCAAACUCAUAUGAGUUGGUUUUCAUUUGCGAAGCGUGUUAGUAAAUGGUACCAAAACCCAUAAUUAAACCUAUUCUAACAACUCGAGUUGUUGGAACCCAACUAUUUAUUAGCAGAGGUUCAUAUACCAGAUUUAGCAUAAUACAUAGAGUGUAACUUGGAUUAUGGAGUUCCAAGCGCAAGUAAAUUUGACUAUUAUGUUGACGUUGGGAAAUUAGCACCAAUGAAUAUCGUUGAUCUUG